Messenger RNA from Paraglomus brasilianum, 1737 nucleotides. Lineage: Eukaryota; Fungi; Glomeromycota; Glomeromycetes; Paraglomerales; Paraglomeraceae. The record is from the annotation of a GenBank genome assembly.
AUGGCGGCAAGUUUUGAUAAUCUGGCGUUGGAAAUAAAAAUAUGUAUAAUUCUCUAUUUGCCGAAUCCUUUGCCGCUAGCAAAAUGUUCGCGAGCUUGGCACACCCUAGUGAAUUCUCCGACUACAAAGUCAAAAUGGUUAAUCAGCAUGCACGGCAAAGUACAUGCAUUGUUUCAUGCUGUAAGAAUCGGGGAACCCUUCAUUUCUGCUGACGUUGUCGAAUGUCUGCUUGCUCAAAACGCCCAUCUUAGUCGGUACUUUACCCAAAAAUUAGUACUCGGGUUUGGUAAGUAUGAUAGUAAGCUCGCAAAUGCCAAGAAAGAGCUAGAUUCGGGAGAAGAAUUAAUCCAAAUCAAAAACCGUUGUCCGUGGGCGAGCAAUCUUUUUCUUGACGUAUUUACUCGCAUUCUUGAGGAGGCACAUCGUAGGUAUGAUGGCAAUGAUAUCCCCAUUCGUGGGAAUGAUAUGGAGUCGUUUUACUAUCUUUCUGCCGGAUCGUUUAAAAUGAGCCAAGCGCAAAAAGUGCUAGAAACAAAUAUGGAUGAAAUUAAAACGUUGAUUAAACGCUACAAAUUUGCUCCGCUUCCUCCCAGACCAAAGGUUCGAAGCCAUAUUUCAAAGAAUCUGGUAUUCGAGUCUUGUGAAGAUUCAUUUACAGAUGGCUAUGAGAAUCUUCGCAAUUUGACCGUCAUUACACGAGCCAUACUCGUUUGUCCGGAAUUGCUUAAUAUCUGGAAGGAAAACGGAUACUACGAAAUAGUCGAAGAUACAAAUGAUAUUGCUAUAAGAGGUUCAUUGUUAGCACUUUAUCCAAGUACUCCGUCAGAUGAUUGGGUCAAACCCGAUCUAGAUCAAGUUGUUACGAAAUUGAGCGAUCUGCAGUCGUGUGGAUAUAAAGUGACUGAUGACUUGCUUGGAGAUGUCAUGAUAUUGCUUGAGCAAAAGCUAGACGAUAUAGGAGAUGUACUUGUUAACGCGUUCGCCGUUGUUUGCCAUAGGACUAAGCAAGAUACACUCUCUAUCUGUUUAAGGGAACUGUUGAAUCCAGCGAGAGAUAUAAAACUAUACCAUUCACUUGAAUUUGUAAUUAAUGCGAUUGACGACCCUGAAGAGGAAAUUCUUGCCGCGUUCGAAGAGUACGGCAUUGAAAAUCCCAUCGAGGUGGAUCUAGACUCUAUUUCUGAAGUCUAUACGAUCCACAAAUAUUCGCCUAUCGUAUACGAAUAUAUGCUAGCAAAGUUUGGUGCCGACUCUCGUGUUUCCAGAUAUUUGAUGAACGAAAUUACAGCUGCUCGCAUACGAAAAGCCAAACUUUGUGCAUUUAAUAGUUCUCUAGCACUGUCCUCUGUUCGAAUAGACUGUCUUUGGGCAGAAUUAGAUUAUAUCUUUAAUGUAUAUUGCAAGGGAAACGUACCUUGGAAACCACAACUUUUGCCCUUGCUCAGAACAUGUCCGAGUGAGAGGGUAAUCGAAUGUCUAUUUUCUGAGGGGUAUUUGCCGGAGCUGUUUGGAUUUCAAGCCAACGAUCAAUUACCGAGGAGUGUGUCAAACCAAAAGUUUCAUAUUACGCCAUUUACACAAACAAUACCUAGAAAAUGCGGUGAAGUACAUAACGAGAAAACGGAAUGGAUGAAUGCUAUUCUUCAUUGUAAUCAGAACAACAAUAUUACGAUCGUGUUUAGAAACCAACUUGAUAACUUUUUGCAGCGUUUACAUACCUUCACAGAAGAAAUUUAG